UGUAGUUCUCUCUCUUUUUAUUAAACUGUGCCAUCUUCAUUUUUGCGCUCUCUAGUCAUUUUAAAUAAGAUGGUAAAUUAAAUUAAUAUGACAAAGAAUCAAAUGACUGCAGUUUACAAUCAUGGGGACUUGCUUUAAAAAUGCUUGCAAUUCUUUUGGCCUCACAUGAACACAGAAUAUUUAUUAGAAAGUUGUAAUCUAUGUAAUGUGUGCUAUUUAGUGGUGCAAGAGAAAAUUACUUAAGCAAAAAGUUCAAAUGCUGAUUUAAAAACCCCACAGUAUGUGUAAAUUAUUGCCACAAUAAUUUUUUGUAAUACAAACAAUUAUAAAUGGUUGAUUUAAUUUCUGGCCAGACAGUGAAGUGUGGGGAUUCUUACUUUAGAAACUUAACUGGCUAGAUCAUUGAUACCUUAACUGCAAACAUUGAUACCUAUGCUUUAACUUUUUCAGGUAAGUAGAGCUAAGCAUGUGUGAAUAUUUUCAGAUUGGUACCCAGUUGUUUCUAGAACAUAGAAAGUUAAAUUUAAGGAAACCAACACUGUUUGCUCAGAACUGCUGUUUCCUAUUUCUGGUCUGUCAAUUUGAGAUUUUAUCUUUUAAAACUCCUUCAUAUACGUUUCACAGUCUUAUACUACUUUGCAAAUGAAAUUUUCAAUAAAAAGAUGCUAUCUGAUAACAGGUAUUGUUGUUUAUACUGUAUUUGAGUUUUUUUACUCUGCUCUAAUUUAGAUUAUGUGGAUAAGCCCCUGGAAAAGCCCUUGAAGCUGGUGCUUAAAGUUGGAGGAAGUGAGGUCACUGAACUGUCAGGAUCAGGGCAUGAUUCAAGUUAUUAUGAUGACAGGUCAGAUCAUGAGCGAGAACGUCACAAAGAAAAGAAGAAGAAAAAGAAGAAAAAGUCUGAGAAAGAAAAGCAUCUUGAUGACGAAGAGAGAAGGAAGAGAAAGGAAGAAAAGAAGAGAAAGAGGGAGAAAGAGCAGUGUGACACUGAAGGAGAAACAGAUGACUUUGAUCCUGGGAAAAAAGUGGAAGUUGAGCCACCUCCAGAUCGUCCAGUCAGAGCUUGCAGAACUCAGCCAGUGCACAACUGCUGAAAAUGAGAGCACACCGAUCCAACAAUUAUUAGAGCAUUUCCUUCGUCAGCUACAAAGGAAGGAUCCUCAUGGGUUUUUUGCUUUUCCAGUCACAGAUGCCAUUGCUCCUGGAUAUUCCAUGAUAAUAAAACAUCCCAUGGAUUUUGGCACCAUGAAGGACAAAAUAGCAGCAAAUGAGUACAAGUCAGUCACCGAAUUCAAGGCAGAUUUUAAACUGAUGUGUGAUAAUGCAAUGACGUACAACAGACCAGAUACUGUGUACUACAAGCUAGCCAAGAAGAUACUCCACACAGGCUUUAAGAUGAUGAGCAAACAGGCAGCUCUUUUGGGUGAUGAAGACACAGCUGUUGAGGAACCUGUUCCUGAAGUCGUUCCCGUACAAGUAGAGACUGCCAAGAAAUCCAAAAAGCCAAGUAAAGAAGUUAUUAGUUGCAUAUUUGAACCCGAAGGAAAUGCAUGCAGUCUGACAGACAGCACUGCUGAAGAACAUGUCCUAGCCUUGGUGGAGCAUGCAGCAGAUGAAGCUCGAGACAGGAUCAGCAGAUAUCUACCAAACAGCAAGAUGGGGUAUCUGAAAAAGAAUGGAGAUGGAUCUUUAUUAUUCAGUGUGGUCAAUUCAUCAGAUCCAGAAGCAGAAGAGGAAGAAACUCACCCAGUGGAUCUGAGUUCUUUGUCAAGCAAAUUGUUACCUGGCUUCACUACACUGGGCUUUAAAGAUGAACGAAGAAACAAAGUCACGUUUCUUACAAGUGCUAGUACGGCACUGUCAAUGCAAAACAACUCUAUCUUUCAUGAUCUGAAAUCAGAUGAAAUGGAACUGCUGUAUUCAGCAUAUGGUGAUGAAACUGGGAUACAGUGUGCCUUAAGUUUACAGGAAUUUGUGAAAGAUUCUGGAAAUUACAGUAAAAAAAUAGUGGAUGAUCUUCUGGAUCAGAUCACUGGUGGUGAUCAUUCCAAAACCAUUUAUCAGCUAAAGCAGAGGAGAAACAUUCCAGUGAAAGCACCAGAUGAAGUUAAAGUUUUGCCAGUUCUCAUAAAGGAAGAACACAGAUUGCGCAAUACUUGCCCAGACUCCUCCAAACAGAUUAUGGUUGGAGAAUCCAUUGGCGACAAUAACUCUUCUGUUUUGGAUUUUUUGUCUGUGAAACCAUAUUCAGACGUGUCUCUUGAUAUUUCCAUGUUAAGUUCACUGGGGAAAGUGAAAAAGGAACUUGAUCAUGAUGAUAAUCAUUUACAUUUGGAUGAAACAACUAAACUAUUGCAGGACCUUCAUGAGGCUCAGACUGACAGGGUGGGAUCCAGGCCUUCAUCUAACCUCAGCUCCCUCUCCAACACCUCUGAAAGAGAUCAGCAUCAUCUAGGAAGUCCUUCGCAUCUGAGUGUUGGAGAACAACAGGACAUGGUACAUGACCCCUAUGAAUUUCUUCAAUCUCCUGAACCUGCAAAUGCCACCAGUAAUUAAUGUGUAAAAUAUUUAUUUUUUUUCUUUUAAUUGUGUAACAUUUUUAUAAAGUUUUUGUCAAAUGGCAGAAACCUCAAUUUUAUCCUCUUUUCUGUGAGGAUAGCUGUAUAAUACUACCAUGCACAUUUGUAAAAUUUGUCUAGCUAGUGUAUCAUGUUGUCAACACCACUGCAAAUACUGCCUUCAUUUUUUUAAAAUAGUGGUGAAUAAAAAUGUCAAUAGGAAAAACACAAAUUGUGUAUUAUAGAACCAUAUUAGAUACAUAGGAUGUGUGCUGUUCUUAAUGCAUAGAACAUCCUUAAGGAGGAAUAUUUAUCUUUUAGCAAUGAUACAACUUCCAGAAUUGUGAUCAUUUUCAUGUUCCCACUCCCCUUCCAUUUUGUUCUGUAGAGUGGGACUGUGUUUUCUACAUGUUAAAGUAUUGUUUCUUAACACUUCAAAAACACUUAAUUUGGAAACAAGAAAGACUCUGUAGCUGUCAUAUCAAAUAGUUUACUAUACAAGUUCAGCCCUUCAGUUAAAUGGAGAAAGAAGUAUUGUGGUCCCUUUUACUGAUGAACAGUAAGGGGGCCAAAUACCUAAUUUUUUAAAAUGCAAUAUGUAUAUUUACUUAAAAUAUACUGGACAAAAGGGUAUGCUUUUAUGUAAUUAAGUUUUUGUAAUUCAGCGCUGACAUGACGGCUUUUUUAACAGUGAUAUUAUGUGUAAACUAGAUGAAUGUUAUGCAUUUACUAUAUUUUGUAAAUAUUAACAUAAUAAAAUCAUAUAAAAAUCUU
Molecule: messenger RNA, 3329 nt
Organism: Pelodiscus sinensis (Chinese soft-shelled turtle)
Lineage: Eukaryota; Metazoa; Chordata; Testudines; Trionychidae
Source: RefSeq, a predicted model, not a curated record